UAGAUCCCGUUGCCUCGAAAUAGGAGGUCAGCAUCGACCUUACGAAAGAGUUCCUCGCUACUACAGCGCCUCGCUCGGUAUAUAAGUGCGUCCAGCGCUGAUGUGGACAGCACUCAACGCCAACAUCUCAACAUGAAGUUUGUGAUCAUCGCCGCCUUCGCCGCCGUGGCACUCGCCGCCCCCGACAGGCCCUACAGCUAUGCCUCCGUGGGAUCCAGCGAGGAGGCAGAGAUCCUGCAGCACGACUUUGUUCUUGAGGAUGACGGCAGGUACAACCUGGACGUGAAGACCAGCAACGGCAUCUCUGUAGCCCAGCACGGCAGUCCCGACGGUCCCGAGGGCGCCGUGGUCAAGAGUGGAGUGUUCUCCUACACCGCCCCUGACGGCACCCCUGUUGAGGUGAAGUUCGUCGCCAACGAGCACGGCUACCAGCCUGAGUCUGACCUGCUGCCCGUGGCACCCGAGUUCCCCCACCCCAUCCCCGAUUUCGUGCUGGCCCAGAUCGCUAAGGCCGCCGAGGAGGACCGCAACCGCUCUCCCGAGGGCAGAUACACCUAUGCCUAAACACUCUCCAUCACCUGGACGUCACACACCGAACCAGAGCUACUCUUGAUCUGGUCACAUUAUGUACGGCAAACACCUAAACCGUGAAGAGUCACGGAAAGACUUCACGGGAAGCGUAGGAUUUGGCACUGCUGGCAGUUCACCGCAUGUAUCGUGCAAACGUUGUCACUGUUUAUCAACCAGAUCUGUUUGGUAAAUAUGUGUCAUUUAUUUAUUUAUUAAAAUGAAAGCUUCCUUCCAA
This is a messenger RNA of Portunus trituberculatus (swimming crab), 805 nucleotides long. RefSeq names its product cuticle protein AM1159-like. Bases 133 to 564 code for a protein of 143 amino acids. Lineage: Eukaryota; Metazoa; Arthropoda; Malacostraca; Decapoda; Portunidae. The record is from RefSeq and is a predicted model, not a curated record. Gene Ontology annotation, cellular component: chitin-based extracellular matrix. The transcript has 3 exons. Gene Ontology annotation, molecular function: structural constituent of chitin-based larval cuticle.